AUGCUCGCGCGCCAUCGUCUGCUGCAUCCUGACCUCCUGGAGGAGGAGCGCGUGCUGGACUACGUCCUGACGGGCUCGUGGAGCAAGGCUGCUGUACAAGAAGCCAGACGUCUAGUGGGCAAGGCGCGUGUCAACAUCGCCCUCGACGCGCGCGAACACUCGGCGGACGGGAAGUCGUUCGACAACAUCCCACCCCACUCGGCGUACACGUUUUCGCAGGACCCGGCGAUGAUAUACUACUGCGAGAACGAGACCGUGAGCGGGACGCAGUUCGCGCACGAUGAGACGCUGCCUGAGAGCUUCCCGUUCGAGCUGCUGCCGAAGGACACCCUCCUUCCCCUCGUCGCGGACUACAGCUCGUCGUUCAUGAGCCGCCCGAUCCCGCGCCUUGCAGACCACGCGAUCAUCUACGCCGGGGCCCAGAAGAACUUGGGCCCCGCAGGCUUGACGAUCGUCAUUGUGCGCCAGGACUGCAUUGUCGACGUCGACGCCGCAGCCGCUCUCGGCGCCACACCCGUGCCCACAGGCCUUUCCUACAAGACGUUCGCAGAGGGGAAGAGCAUGCCUAACACCCCGCCUGUGUUUGCGGUAUACGUCACGGGCUUGGUGUUAAAGAGGAGUAAGGAGCUGGGCGGGACGCGAUAUUAUGAGGAGGUAAAUCGGAGGAAGAAAGAGAAGGUGUAUGAAAUUGUUGAGGAGGGGGAGAGGAAGGGGGUGUUAAAGGGGCACGUAAAGAAGGGGAGCGGGAGCUGGAUGAAUGUCGUUUUCGUGGUGCUUGGAGAGGGAGCGGAGGCGAAGUUCUUGAAAGGCGCGGAGCAGAGGGGGAUGAAGGGGCUUAAAGGGCAUCGCUCGGUAGGAGGCAUUCGCGUCUCCCUGUACAACGCGAUCACAGAGGAGCAGGUCGACAAGCUCGUCGCAUAUAUCCGCGAGUUCAUCCAGCAAGAGCCCGGUAUCCCUCCCACUCUGCCUUCAGAGACGCUCUGA
Molecule: messenger RNA, 984 nt
Organism: Cyclocybe aegerita
Lineage: Eukaryota; Fungi; Basidiomycota; Agaricomycetes; Agaricales; Hemipholiotaceae
Source: the annotation of a GenBank genome assembly